AAGUAGGUCAGGGACGGAGGUGCCUGUUUACCCGCGCCGGACUCACCGCCGCCGCCGCCGCGGGAUCCGAGUGGGGGCGCGGGCGCGGGCGCUCCCGGCGAGCCACGGUGGUGCUGGCUAGAGUGCAUGCUUUUGGACCCAAGCUUAACUUUUCAAAUGUGGAAUGCUAGGCCUUCAUUGGUUUCUGGAAGAAGUUGACUGCCUGAAAGGAAGCGACAAAACAUGAAAAUUGCUUUGAGGUGACCAACAAGUCCAGUGGCCCCUUGCUUCUCCCAAGGUGGAUCUGGGCUUUAAGAACCGUAACUUCAGAUGAGGAAACUUGGGCCCAGAGAGCGGGAGUGACAGCCCCAGUCACGUCGCUUGGAGCUGGACCCCGACAGCGGGCAGUGCACGGCCACCUUCAACUGGGUUUGCAGUUGGAGUCCCUUGCAAGAGCCACCCUGGUCAUCCUCCACCUUAGAAGAGCACGUAGAAAUAAACGUGCCUCUGUGCCUCCUUGUACCUAUUCCAGACGCCAAUGGCCGAACAGAGAAUGGACAUUUCUUCAACUAUCAGCGACUUCAUGUCCCCAGGCGCCACCGACCUCCUCUCCAGCCCCCUGGGCACCGGUGGCAUGGAUUGCAACCGGAAACGCAAGGGCAGCUCCACGGACUACCAAGAAAGCAUGGACACAGACAAAGAUGACCCUCAUGGAAGGUUAGAAUACACAGAGCACCAAGGAAGGAUCAAAAAUGCAAGGGAAGCUCACAGCCAGAUUGAAAAGAGGCGUCGGGAUAAAAUGAACAGUUUUAUUGAUGAACUGGCUUCUUUGGUACCAACGUGCAACGCGAUGUCCAGGAAAUUAGAUAAACUUACUGUGCUGAGGAUGGCUGUUCAGCACAUGAAAACAUUACGAGGUGCCACCAAUCCAUACACAGAAGCAAACUACAAACCGACUUUUCUAUCAGAUGAUGAAUUGAAACACCUUAUUCUCAGGGCAGCAGAUGGAUUUUUGUUUGUCGUAGGAUGUGACCGAGGGAAGAUCCUCUUUGUGUCAGAGUCUGUCUUCAAGAUCCUCAACUACAGCCAGAAUGAUCUGAUUGGUCAGAGUUUAUUUGACUACCUGCAUCCUAAAGAUAUCGCCAAAGUCAAGGAGCAGCUCUCCUCCUCUGACACUGCACCCCGGGAGCGGCUCAUAGAUGCAAAAACUGGACUUCCAGUUAAAACAGAUAUAACCCCUGGGCCAUCUCGAUUAUGUUCUGGAGCACGGCGUUCUUUCUUCUGUAGGAUGAAGUGUAACAGGCCUUCCGUAAAGAUUGAAGACAAGGAUUUCCCCUCCACCUGCUCAAAGAAAAAAGCAGAUCGAAAAAGCUUCUGCACAAUCCACAGCACAGGCUAUUUGAAAAGUUGGCCGCCCACAAAAAUGGGGCUGGACGAAGACAACGAACCAGACAACGAGGGGUGUAAUCUCAGCUGCCUUGUCGCCAUCGGACGACUGCACUCUCACAUGGUUCCACAACCGGCGAACGGGGAAAUCAGGGUGAAAUCUAUGGAAUAUGUCUCUCGGCAUGCAAUAGAUGGGAAGUUUGUUUUUGUAGACCAGAGGGCAACAGCUAUUUUGGCAUAUUUACCACAAGAACUUCUAGGCACCUCAUGUUAUGAAUAUUUUCACCAAGAUGACAUAGGACAUCUCGCAGAAUGUCAUAGGCAAGUUUUACAGACAAGAGAAAAGAUUACAACUAAUUGCUAUAAGUUUAAAAUCAAAGAUGGUUCUUUCAUCACACUACGGAGUCGGUGGUUCAGUUUCAUGAACCCUUGGACCAAGGAAGUAGAAUACAUUGUCUCCACCAACACCGUUGUUUUAGCCAACGUCCUGGAAGGUGGGGACCCGAGCUUCCCUCAGCCCACAGCAUCCCCCCGCAGCAUGGACGGCACGCUGCCCUCUGGAGAAGGUGGCCCAAAGAGGACCCACCCCACUGUUCCAGGGAUUCCAGGGGGAACCAGGGCUGGGGCAGGAAAAAUAGGUCGAAUGAUUGCUGAGGAAAUCAUGGAAAUCCACAGGAUAAGAGGGUCAUCGCCUUCCAGCUGUGGCUCCAGCCCAUUGAACAUCACAAGUACACCUCCCCCUGAUGCCUCUUCUCCAGGAGGCAAGAAGAUUUUAAAUGGAGGGACUCCAGACAUUCCUUCCAGUGGCCUACUACCAGGGCAGGCUCAGGAGAACCCAGGUUAUCCAUAUUCUGAUAGCUCUUCUAUUCUUGGUGAGAACCCUCACAUAGGCAUAGAUAUGAUAGACAACGAUCAAGGCUCAAGCAGUCCCAGUAAUGAUGAAGCAGCAAUGGCUGUCAUAAUGAGCCUCUUGGAAGCAGAUGCUGGGCUCGGUGGUCCUGUUGACUUUAGCGACUUGCCAUGGCCGCUGUAAACAAACAAACACUACAUGUUGCUUUGGCGACAGCUACAGUAUCAAAGUGCAUUACUGAUGGAGUUAUACAGUCUGUGAAGCUUACUGGAUAAGGAGAGAACAGCUUUUAUGUACUGUCUUCAUAAAAGCCAUCUCAGAGCCAUUGAUACAAGUCAAUCUUACUAUGUGUAACUUCAGACAAAGUGGAACUAAGCCUGCUCCAGUGUUUCCUCAUCAUUGAUUAUUGGGCUAGCUGUGGAUAGCUUGCAUUAAUUGUAUAUUUUGGAUUCUGUUUGUGUUGAAUUUUUUAAUCAUUGUGCACAGAAGCAUCAUUGGUAGCUUUUAUAUGCAGAUGGUCAUUUCAGAUGUAUGGUGUUUUUACACUACAAAGAAGUUCCCCAUGUGGAUAUUUCUUAUACUAAUUGUAUCAUAAAACCGUUUAUUCUUCCUUGUAAGAAUCCUUUA
Eubalaena glacialis (North Atlantic right whale) is the source of this 2842-nucleotide messenger RNA. RefSeq names its product basic helix-loop-helix ARNT like 1 (gene BMAL1). Gene Ontology annotation, biological process: regulation of transcription by RNA polymerase II; circadian rhythm. Gene Ontology annotation, cellular component: cytoplasm; nucleus; transcription regulator complex. NCBI's taxonomy places the organism in Eukaryota, Metazoa, Chordata, Mammalia, Artiodactyla, Balaenidae. Gene Ontology annotation, molecular function: protein dimerization activity; DNA-binding transcription factor activity, RNA polymerase II-specific; RNA polymerase II cis-regulatory region sequence-specific DNA binding. Bases 518 to 2398 code for a protein of 626 amino acids. The transcript is spliced from 20 exons. The record is from RefSeq and is a predicted model, not a curated record.